AUGGCAGCAAUUGUCAGCUUCGAUUUUCAAAAUUGUUUCAUCUUAUCCCUCUUCUGCCUAUUCUUAAGCUACUUUCUCCUUAUCUUCUUCUUCAAGAAACCAAAGAAUGGCUUUGAUCUGCCUCCAAGCCCUCCCUCUCUUCCAAUCAUUGGUCAUCUUCACCUUCUCCUCUCAGCUCCAAUCCACAAGUGUUUUCACAACAUCUCAUCCAAGUACGGACCUUUCCUCCAUCUUCACAUCUUUAACGUCCCCGUCGUUCUCGUCUCCUCUGCCUCAAUGGCCUACGAAAUCUUCAAGGCCCAUGACAUGUACAUCUCCUUUCGUGGCGAUGUUGCCAUCGAUGAGUGCGUCGUGUUUGGUUCUUUUGGCUUCCUCAGAGCUCCCUAUGGAGGUUACUGGAAGGUCGUAAAGAAGAUCAUCACUACCAAAGGGAUCGGACCUCAGGCCCUGGAGCGGUCACUAGGCGUUCGUGAAGUUGAGCUAGAGAGGUUCCACAAGAAUCUUCUUGAUAAAGCGAAAAAGGAAGAGAGCAUCGAGUUCGGUGAAGAAGCGAUGAGACUCGUUAACAACACUCUCGGAAAGUUGAGCAUGGGAAGUAGUUUUUCAGUGGAGGACAACGACGGUGAAAAAGUCUCGGAGUUCACUGUGAAGUUAGCUGCGUUGUCCCCAUUGUUCUUUGUGGCACAAAUAUUCAAUAAGCCGCUUGAGAAGCUUGGGAUCACACUGUUGAAAUGGGAGAUAAUGAAGGUUUCAGAAAGAUUCGAGGAGCUUCUUGAAAACAUUCUUGUGAGAUACGAAACGAAAAUGGACGACCAUCAAGGUACUGAAUUUAUGGAUACAUUGUUGGCAGCUCAUCGAGACGAAAAUGCUGAAUAUAAGAUCACCAGGAAAAAUAUCAAGGCCUUAUUCGCGGAGCUUUUCUUUGGAGCUGGUGACACCUCUUCUUCAACAACAAGGUGGGCAAUGGCAGAAGUUCUCAACAACCCUAAGAUCAUUGAGAGGUUGAGAGAAGAAAUAGAUUCGGUGGUAGGGACAACAAGGUUUGUUCAAGAAACCGAUUUACCAAAACUCCCUUACUUGCAAGCGGUCGUGAAGGAGACUCUAAGAUUGCACCCGGUGGCGCCAGUUUUGUCAAGGGAAUUUGAAAAAGGGUGUACGAUCGGAGGGUUCUACAUACCAAAGGGCACAUCACUUGUUAUUAACGCUUAUGCUCUGAUGAGAGAUCCUGGUUUUUGGGAAGAUCCUAAUGAGUUUAAGCCAGAAAGGUUUUUAACUUGUGCAAGAACAAGGCAAGAGGAGGAGAGAAGAGAACAAGCACUCAAGUAUCUUCCUUUUGGAAGUGGAAGGAGAGGUUGUCCUGGAUCAAGUUUAGCUUAUAUCUUAGUAGGAACCGCUGUUGGAGUGAUGGUGCAAUGCUUUGACUGGGAUAUCAAAGGAGAUAAUAAAGUCAACUUGGAAGAAGCUUUUGGAUUGAGAUUCUUCUCUUCUUUGGCUCAUCCUCUUCAGUGCACUCCUUGUCCUCGGAUCAUAAACUUUUUACCUUCUGAUACGCCGCCGAUUCCAUGUUUGUGA
This is a messenger RNA of Microthlaspi erraticum, 1572 nucleotides long. The record is from the annotation of a GenBank genome assembly. NCBI's taxonomy places the organism in Eukaryota, Viridiplantae, Streptophyta, Magnoliopsida, Brassicales, Brassicaceae.